CAGAUCCAUCAGAUUGGCUAAUUUGGCUAUGGUCGAUUGACUUCGUUUUUGUUCGGUUGACGUUUUAUUUAUUAAUUUCCUGAAAUUUUCGGGUUUUCUUCAUAUUCUCAGCUGAUCUGUUCUAACGAAUUAGAUUUUCAUCUAUUUCGCACUGAUUGCAUGUCCUUACAUAUUUGCUUUCACUUAUGUUUAUCGACCCAGUGCACGGCUUCCGCAGGGAAGCCCUUCUAUGAAUAGUGCGAAUUAAAUUCGGGAGUGUGAUUCUAGCGCAAAUUUGCUAAUAUGCAAUGGAAAUUCAAGGGUUGGAAAGGGAGAUGGCUGUGGGUGUUCCUAGCCAUCGUUUUAUGUGCCGUGGUGGUUGCACAAAAGAUUGGCGAUCCUUAUAAGAUACUUGGUGUUCAUCGCAAAGCUUCCUUGCCAGAAAUAAGGAAGGCUUACAGGCAGCUAGCUAAAGAAUGGCACCCUGAUAAGAGUGAGGACCCGAAUGCCGAGACCCGCUUUGUGGAAAUCAAGCAAGCGUAUGAAUUGUUGUCGGACACAGAGCGAAGGCAAGCUUAUGAUUUGUAUGGCAUCACAAAUGAAGAUGAUCAUAUGUACAAACAGCGGCACGAUUACAGCCAAUAUGCUAGAUUUAGCAGUGACCCGUUUGAAGAUUUCUUCGGAACUCAUUUCCGCACUCAAGACCAGGACAUCACUCUGUUCCAUAAGCUAUCUGUCACUGCACGCCAUUUCGAAAAUAACAUAAUCGAGAAGAGCGUUCACACGCCAGCCGUAGUCCUCUUCUACACGGACUGGUGUUUCGACUGCGUUCGUUCGGCGUCCGCGUGGCGCCGCCUCGUGGACGCCCUACAGCCGCUGGGGGUGACCAUGGCCACCGUGCACGCGGGACACGAGUCCGGUCUGGCGAGGCGCGUCGGCGUGCACGGCGUGCCGUGUCUGACACUCGUCUUGGAUAAACAUGUCUACGUUUAUAAAGAGGGGCUGUCGUCUUUGCCGAAAAUAUUGGAAUUUAUCCGCUGGAAGUUCCCAUACAAGAUGGUGCGUCCCAUCAACAAUGGUAACAUGGAGUCGUUCGUCUCGGACUUCGAGGACAACAAGGUGAAGGCGCUGAUCUUCGAGGAGCGCCCGAGCAUACGGCUCAGAUACCUGAUCACUGCGUUCCAUUACAGGAGCCGAGUCGCUUUUGGCUUCGUGGACAUGACAUCGCGCGACACCCAAUCAGUGUCCGCCCGCUUCGGCGUGCAGCGCCACACGGACACCAUGGUGCUGCUGAAGGAGGACAGCGCGGAGCCCUGCGCCACCGUCAGCACCGGCGAGAUCCCCACGCAGACGCUGCGGCAACUCAUCUCCGCGAAUCAGAUGCUGACGCUACCCAGACUCUCGGAACAGAGCGUAUUCGACGCAGUAUGUCCGGUGGAGUGGCGCGCGAGCCGCCGGCGGCUGUGCUGCGUGCUGCUGUGCGGCACCGGCGUCGCCGCCGACAACGCCAGGGAGGAGAUGAGGAGGCUGGCCAAAUCUGCGCCAGAGAGACUGCAUUAUGCGUAUGUGUAUACCCACAAACAACCGUACUUUGUGCAGGCCCUGGCUAAUGGCUCUGGUAGCGACUCCACAAAAAUGAACCACCGCAUCGUCAUAAUCUGGCGGCGCGAAUCAACGCGGAUACAAUACGAGUGGCUCAAUGAAACUUGGCCGUCGUGCGCGCACCAACACUGCUCUGACUUGGCCGCUUCUCAACCGGACUUGCUGGCUUACCAACAGAAGUUGAACGAGACCAAACGGUCAUUGGAACAGCUGAUUAAGAGGCUGCUAAAGCCUAAUGAGGUUAUGGCGUACGAAACUAGCGUACAGGAGCUCCUGGACGAAGCGGCGCGCGGGCCGCUGUGGAGCGCCGCGCUGAAGCUGUGCGAGUGGUGGGAGCGGGCGCUCCUCGCGCUCCGGACACAUCAUGCUGUCUCGCUCGCGUCCGUGCUUGCCACCGUAGCCUUGGUGCUGUGCGCUGGAUAUCUUGUACAGUACUUGGUGCGCGUGGAAGAAGAAUCGAUCCAGCGUCAAAAGGAAGAGCGUCGCAAACAGAACGGCAACAAGAAGAACAACAACGAGCCGCAGCCGGAGAUGAAGUUGCACGAGCUCCGAGCCGAGAAAUACAACGGACUGGUCAGGCUAUUGAAACCGGGCUGCCGAACUAUCGUGCUGUUAGUGGACAUGCAAAGCCGGGUGCAGCUGUUGUCUAAAUUCCAUAAGAUCGUGUGGCCGUACCGAAAGAACAAGACCCUACUAUUCGCUUACCUGAUGGUGGAGCGCAACAUCGAGUGGUUCCGGCGCGUGCUGCAGCUGUCGCUGGGCGGCGCGGAGCUGCGCGUCAACGCGCGCAACUGCGUCGGCACGGUGUUGGCGCUCAACCCGCACCGGAAGUACUUCUGCAUCUACCACGCUAAACAUCCCGAGUGCGCUAAACCACACAAGCGCAUGUCGCGCAUGACGCGGUCGCUGGGCGGCGGCGCGGAGGACCCGGAGGCGGGCGCCUUCAUCGGCUUCCACGCCGACCUCUCCUCCUCCUCCGGCGACGACGUGGCCGAGCCCGUGCUGCUGCUGGAGAAUCUAUUAGAUGGUCUAGAAAACUGGUUGGACCGGCUAUUCGAGGGCAGCACGCAUCGCUACUACAUCAACUAUUGGCCGGACAUGACGACCAAGUGAGUGUAGAUCUGCGCCAUUCUGGUUCCGUGGCCUUAUGGCAAAGACAAGUUUGUAGGGUAUAGACAUCAUACUGUUGUGCACGAACGCGUUAUAAUUUGUAUGGAUUUCCGACAUUUUUGACGAUAUUAUUGCCGCUAUCACCACCACCAAGGUCCGGUUCUCAGUGCGGACAAAUAUUUUUACAUGUUUACAUUGAUAUUUGACUGGGGCUCUGCGUAUGUUUGUGUUUAUCUGAAUCACGAUACAAGCUUAGUGGUCUAAUGUGGGCUGUUGAGUGUUGUUUCUUAUGAUCAUUAAUAUCAGUUUUUAGAGCAAUAUGCCGCGAUAAAUGUUAUCGUAAAAAUGCCAAAGAGUAAUGAAUGUAGUAAUUCUUACAAAAUUAUUUCGUGAAAACCGCUUUCAUCGUCACGAAACACAUUUUGUAUCUAUUCGAAUCUAUUAUUUCGAAUGGUCAGAACUUUUUCAGAUUUGUAGUCAGUUGUUGAAAUUUCUACAUAAAACACGAUUCAGCGUGUUGGCAUCGUGACUUUGCAGUUUAAGGUGCAUUUCGAAGGCUGCGGCCGCGCUGUCAUUACAAUUUUUCAAAUUUUAACAAAGAAUUCGUUUUACUAUCUUACUUUAAAAUCAAUAAUCUGUACUGUGGUAAUGUUAAUUUUAUGAAUGAUUGAUAUUGGAAAUGAUUCCUUGCUCAAGAAAAUUGACGGAUCGUAAUGAAGCGGUGGUGGUGUAAUGGUUAAGACGCCCGCCUGUGGAUCGGAAGGUCCCAGGUUCGAAUCCUACUCGUGCCACAUGAAUUUGUAUACAAUAGCAGUUGUCAUCGUUCACCACUUGCUUCCGGUGAAGGAAAACAUCGUGAGGAAACCUGCACACUGGUUGAUUAUUAUUAACUUGUGUGUGAAAUGGAGAAGGCAAUGGCAAACCACUCCAUUAAUAAUGCCAAGAAAGUUGUUGUGUGUGUUUCAUUCCACGUAAUGACCACGACCCUCAGCCAUGAGGAAUACGACUAUGAAGGAAGGAAUGACAGCGCGGACGCAGCGGUCGAAACGCUCUGAGAACCAAUAAAUAAUUGUCAAAUACUCAGGCAUACAUAUUUUGUUGAUAUAGUUUUAUUUAUGAUGUGAGAUGUGAGUUUUAUCCUUAAAUAAUAAUAUUACGUCUACCUAAUGUACCCAUUGUUUUUGGGAUAGUUAUAAUAAUGAUACUGCCCGAUCGUAUAUGAUAUCGACCAUAUUGUGUAUAGCUUUAGAUUUGUUUGUCAUAUAAAUGAUUCCAUUUUGGGAUACUAGUUAGCAAGGGAUUUUCAAUAUUAUUCUAAGUAUUAGGCAAUUUUAUUAGAAUUUAUUUCAAGCAUUAAUAUUGCAGUUAUAUUAAAGCGGUUUUUGGCAUAGUAUUAAAUCUAGUUUAACAGGGAUACCGUGCGUGCAUCUUUAUGCCGCUGUAAUAGGGGUGAAUUUACAAUGAAUUUGGGUAUGUUGAUGUGCUGUUGAACGUACCUACGUUUUGGUAAAAUGUCAGUAUUUUGUAAAAAAAAAAAAUUGACUGCCUGAGUAAAGAAAGGCAGUUUUGUAAUAUUACUAAAAAUGCUUAGGUUCUUUGUAGUUUUUGUUGGGUGGUGUAGAGCUAAAUCUGACGCGUUAAUUUGGGUAAUCAAUUUUAUUUUAGUUAAAACAAACUUUUGUCCAUCUAUCGAAAAUUUACCUCUAAAGAGACAAAACUGGUUUAACUAAAAUAUAUUUGGAGCGCUCGCUAACUUUGUAUGAAUAAGACGAUAAUAAUUUGCAGAUUAAAUAAAAUAUGUAGGUACACGUCACAAUGCGGUAAAUAAAAAUAUAAAUAAUUUUUAAAUUAUUUAAAACGAUUCAUUAUAAUGUUAAGAGUUGCAUAUCUAAAUUAACGCCCGUUCUAAUAUAAGUGACAUGUAUUGACAUUUUUAUAACGUCAAAAUCGGUGCACACAGAAAUCGUUUGCGUGCGUUUUUUUUUUUAUUUUGCAUAGACUUUUCAAGUCAAGUGAGCCACAAUUUCAUACAAAAAAGCGCUUCGGUGUGCACCGGCAUUUAAUUAUAAAUUAGACCGUGGCCCCAUUGCUCCGUUGCGUUGCCGCUCCGUUAUUUCACAUAGGUUCGACAUGGCAUGUCAACACACUAUUCAAAACUGCAUUGAUCCGUUGACGAAGCGCAGCGCGACGUAGUGCAACGGAACAAUGGGUCCGCGCUAUUAGCUGAUUAUCACGGAGACACAAUAAUAUAAAUAAUCUAUUAGGGGCAGUAUUAUGCCGAGCACUUUAUAGAUAGUAAUAUAGAACGGUUGUUUACUUUGAAAAUAAAUCAAGUCACUAUAAUAAUAUAUACAGUACUCCCACCUGAGUAUCUUCCCGGUUCCUUCCUUAGCCAUUGAGCGUCGGAGCCCGGGAUUUGCUGAUGAGUACAGUUAUAUUUCCUUAUAUAGCUAACAAUAGCCUAAAAAGUUGCUAUGCUAUUUAUUAUAGAAACAAUAGACAUUUAUAAACAAAUUAUAUACACUAUAUACAUUGAGAAAAAACAAUUUCUCAAAGUAAACAAGCGUCAUUUUUUACACACUAAAAUUAAUAGAAAUUUCUAAAAUGUAUUAUACACGAUUAUUACAAAACGUUGUAUAUAAUCAGUAUGUGCCUACGUCUAUAUUUCACCUGAUUGUUGAUUGGUGGAAUUUAAAAGUCCACUAUUGCACAAUAGCUUUCCCACAGACUAAAUGCGUGUUAGAAGCGACUUUAAUGUUCCGAGGUCAAAUAUAAGCUACGAAUUAAAAUAAAUUAUUUGUUCAAAAUAAAGAUUUUAAUUUAAGUUUUUUUCUAUUCACGUACUUCUCAGAUCAAAUGUUAAGUUGUAGGUACAAAACAAGUUUUAUACCUAUCACCUUGCUGUCACUAAAAUAUUAAUCACUUCACAUCUUUGUAAUUAUAAAGAACAGAGUUGUUGAGUGUAAUAGAUGCUCUGCCCUUACCUAUACGUUUCACUUCAAUCCCAAAUUUUAAAAAUGUACCAACAUUUUAAUAAUACCGGUUUUGAAAAUCUAGAAAAUAAUAUUUUUAAGUUAUAGUCAUUUUGUAAAGCUGUUAGAGUGAUUAUUUUUAAGUCUGUCAUUUUUUUUCUCUCCAAAUCAGCAACGUGCCAUGAAAAGAAGCAUUCUAGGGAAAUAUUAUGAAGUUUAGAUUUUUUACUAAAGUCUUCCCAUCAUUACAUUACAUUUGAAUAAAAAUAUCAGAACUUUCUAUAUGGUCAUUUGAUUUCAUUUGGAGCACAGAUGAAAAAGAUUUUCAAACGAAAAUGUUAUUUGAAAAACACAUAUUUUUUUUCAAAAAUCACAAAUGUAAGCCAUUUUUAAAUUCGUUACGUAUUUUAUUGUGGAGUUUGUGUCUUUAUAAAUUUUAUUGUAAUAUAUAAUUGUUAAAGAAUAAAUAAUAUAUGUGUGUUUGUUCCUAUUUCUGUUAUAUGGGGUUAAGUAGGGUAUUAUUGUGCUAGUCAUUUUUUUUACCAAAUAAAUUAUGUUUAUAUUUUAUCGAGUUUCCAGUAGUAUGUUUAAAUGGCGCCAUUGGUUAUGGCCAUCUACAAAUUUUAAACCAUGACAUUUUGUAUGGUAGAUUUAUCAUGUAUAUUAAAAUUUCAUCGAAAAAUGCAUGUGUUAAAGACGUAGAGAAAACUGUAGACAUCGUCAUAUUUUUCGUUUUACUCACACAAGAAAGAGAAACGAUUGUUAGAAAUACACGAGGAGAAACUAAAAAUAAUAUUUUUAUCCCUCUUUUCGUUGUCUUUAGUUUUCCGUGUUUGGAGAACAUCUCGUUUAUACGUGUCCGCGUGAGUCUGAUUUGCAAUCUGUCGUUGCCAAAGACAGGGAUGCAGGUAUGCAAAAGAAAGAAGUAGUACAGAUUAGCUUUUUUUAUCAUAUACAUGCAUCCCUUUCUCACAUCCUGGUUUAGUUCGUCACUUUGUGACAAAUAGUAUAGUAUGUUAACACAUGAGUUGUUUUUAUUGUUAAAUUUAAUUCCAAGUGUAAAAUAAAUGCAUUUCUGUACAAAAUUUAUCAAAAUACAAAUUUUGUAUAAAAUGUAAUGAAAUACUGUGCUAAUUGGGAAGUUAUCAGUAGACCUUAUCAGUAAGGCAAAGAAUUAGUGCCAUUUUCCAAAGUUGCAACGUUCAGGUAGGCUAAGAAGCCAUGUGAUAAUGUAAAUUGAGCUUUGACGUCUAUGAUUGAAAGCCCAAUAUUGUAUAGCUUGUCAUGUACAAUAUUUCUUAUAAUUACAAUGAAGGCCCCUUUAUUUCUGUCUGUAAUUUUAUGUCUAAAUGCAAAUUUGUUUUUUCAAAACUAUUCUAAAUUCUCUUAUGGUUUGGUAUCACCAUGUUGGGUGUGUUUGGGUUUUUAAGCUUUUAACUAUUAUGAACUAAACACUGUAUUUAUUUUUAUUGUUAUAAGAUUUAAAUCUAUCCUUUAUCUUAAUUCCAGUAUAAAUUUGUACAAUAAAUCAUUAAAAUAUU
Plodia interpunctella (Indianmeal moth) is the source of this 7204-nucleotide messenger RNA. RefSeq names its product dnaJ homolog subfamily C member 16 (gene l(3)80Fg). The transcript is spliced from 14 exons. NCBI's taxonomy places the organism in Eukaryota, Metazoa, Arthropoda, Insecta, Lepidoptera, Pyralidae. The record is from RefSeq and is a predicted model, not a curated record. The coding region runs from base 283 to 2694 and encodes 803 amino acids.